Molecule: messenger RNA, 3242 nt
Organism: Apodemus sylvaticus (European woodmouse)
Lineage: Eukaryota; Metazoa; Chordata; Mammalia; Rodentia; Muridae
Exons: 11
Coding region: 1-1041 (346 amino acids)
Biological process (GO): inositol metabolic process; signal transduction
Molecular function (GO): inositol monophosphate 1-phosphatase activity
Source: RefSeq, a predicted model, not a curated record
AUGCGCGUUGCGCGCCGGACUCCGCGCAUGCGCGUUGCGCGCCGGACUCCGCGCAUGCGCGCUGCGCGCCGGACUCCGCGCAUGCGCGCUGCGCGCAUGCGCAAGGAGAAAGGGGAUGCAAGAGAGCGCCCGAGCACGGUAACUUCAACCGUCCAGCCUUGCAAGGACAAGCUCGGCCAGGCCAUCAGCACCAAGCUGAGCAACGACGGGAAGGCGGGGUUUCGAGACGUCCAUCCUCGCUCUCAGGUUUCAGUGGGGCGGGACUUCCUGUCGGAGCAAUCCCCGUUACCUCCGGAAGAGCCUAGGAACCGAGUCCUCGGACGCUGGCGGUUGAGCAUCGAUCGCGGUGCGCUCGUGCGAGCGUUAUUCGGUGGCCGAGGCAUGGGCUCCCGGCGGGCCGCAGACGAGCUCUCCCCAUGCUGGGCCGGGGCGGCGGCCGGGCCCUCCUCCCGGCCGUCCUCGCCGCAGCCGAGCGGCUUCGCGCAGAAGUCCUUGGUCUCGGAGGUUUGGGGGGACCCUUGGCAGGAGUGCACGGAUUAUGCAGUAGUCCUCGCAAGACAAGCUGGAGAGAUGAUUCGUGAAGCUCUGAAAACUGAGAUCAACGUCAUGAUUAAAAGUUCUCCCGCCGACUUGGUGACAGUUACUGACCAAAAAGUUGAGAAAAUGCUCAUGUCGUCUAUAAAGGAAAAGUACCCAUAUCACGGUUUCAUUGGUGAAGAAUCUGUGGCAGCUGGGGAAAAGACAGUCUUGACAGAGCAGCCCACGUGGAUCAUUGACCCUAUUGAUGGAGCGACUAACUUUGUGCAUCGUGCCUUUUGGACAGCAUGCCCUCAGAGAAUAUCUGCUCUCCCUGAAGAUUACUAUCCUCAGGGUCAUCUUGACUUGAACCGAAGGAACAAUAUGGUUGUAGCAGACCUUAUUGGUGAAUUGAAGACAGAUCUGUCUGAGACUGGAAUCAUCAACUAUUUAUCAAGCUGUAGAACUCUCAGAUUGUUCUCCAACACCAUGUCUGCCCACAAUUUGCCAUGCUUCCUCUCAUGAUGACAAUGAACUGAAACUCUGAAACUGGUUGAAUAAGAAGAUCAUGAAGUAAAUAAUAAUCUAUGCAAGAAGGCUCUUUGGGGUUUGAGCAAGUCCUAAAGGAUCAUCUACUGAAGUUUUUACCAAGAAGGCAUCAUCUCCAAGCAAGACCGUCCUGAGAAGGUCCCUCCCAUCCUGAAUCUCCACAUGCUAAAGGUGACGCUGGAACUGCCUUCUAACAAGUUCAUGCGGCCAAAGCCUAGGAAGAAAGUGGACAUCUCAAGUCUUCUGCUACCAACUUGAUGGGCUGGUUCUUCUCUCCAUCCUGACCCAGGUCUCCACAGCUAACACAUUUGGAAAUAAAGCACAGCACUUUCCCAUUGUUCUGACACUGACAAAUCUCAGUGGCUGAGACCUCUGGCUUUUGAAAGGGAGGUGAUCAACAUUUGUGUCCCAGGAGAGUCUCCCGGGAUGGGCACCUCAGCUUCUGUUCGGUAGAGGAAGAGCAUUAACAGGAAGGCAAAGCCUGUUCCCCAUGACAUACACAAUCCCUUGUCUGAACAGUCUAGUGAAUCCUGGAGAGCUCUGGUCAUCCCCUGUGAUGUCACCAGUGAUGUCACAGCACCCACUGCUCUCAGGGCUUUCAAUUAGUCCCUAGAGAGUUCACCCAUAUUUAUGUCUGCAAGAUGGAGGAGGUGUGUGCUUGAGAGUGAGAAUGGGGAGCUUAGAGAAAUGAGAGAGAGGACAAAGGAAGCUGGCUUUCCAUCUCACUGUAAACCAGAAAUGAAGAUGUGGUCCUGGGAAAGGCACAGUGAGUCAUGUAACAGUGAAGUGAAAUUUUCUGUAGUAGGCACACUUGAACAUGGCUUCCCAGUAGUUGGUAACAGGAAAUGGUGCACCCAUAUAUUAUUUAGAAAUAAUAUGUACUCAGCUACAUCCUCAUCUGACAGGAGGGACAGAGAACUCUUGACUAGUUUCAAUAAGUAGCAGUAACCCUAUUAUUAAAUUUACAAAGGUCUGUUUCAUUUAUUCUUUCCUUUUGAUUGAUUAUUCUGUUUGUUUACAUUUCACAUAUUAUUCCCCUUCUAGGUUACCAAUCAGGAAGCACCCAUUUCACUCCCUCCUACCUUCCCAUGGGUACUCCUCCACCUACACACUCACCCACUCCAUUUUUGCUAUAGAAAACUGACAGUUUGUUGUCUAAUUCCCCAACCAUGGUCAGCAGCAGCUGUGGAUGGAAAAUAUUACAGUUAAAUAGCUGACAUGGAAAACAUUUUUAAAAUAAUUAAUAGGAAUUAUAAAUAUUAUACUUUCUGAUAAAUUGAAGAAAUAUAUAGGAAAAGGGUUAAAAUUGAUGAAUUCAAAGGGAAAUGAUAUAGUCAAAAUGAUAGUAGUAAUAAAUUCAUGAAUACUAACUGACAAAAGAUGUAGAGAACUUUUCUGAUAGAAUUCCAGAUGUUUGUGGGAGUGAUUUCAAAAGAAUGGAAGAAAUAUAAAGAAAGAUAUGUCAAACUGAGAAUAGGAUAGAAAAUAAUAUAGAUAAAAUAGUACUAAGAGAAAAUGUAUCUAUACUAACUGACAAGCAAUGUAGACAACUUUUCUGAUUGAAUCAAAGAUUUCAUGGAAAAAUAUCUGAUACAAUUUAAGAAAUAUAUAAGAAAAAAUUUUACAGUGAAGAAUUCGAUAAAAAUAAUGUAAAUUAAGGUGUAUACAUAGUUAGUAUAUCAAAACAAAUUGACACUACAUGUAGUAAAAUAAUCAGAUGAAAUUGAAGAUUUUCAUGGAAAAUUGUUUUGAUAAAAUUGAACAAAUAUAUAGAAAAAUGGGUUAAUAUUGAAACUUGGAAUCCAAAUUAAAGGAGAUGUAAGUAGAAAACAUUCCUAAACUAAAUGAAUACUCACACUGAAAAUUUUGAAUAAAUAGAAAAUUUACAUGGAAAAACAUUUUUGAAAAAAAAUGAAAGGAAUAUAUAGAAAAAAGUUUGAAAUUCAAAUAUUGUAUGGAAAAUAAUUUCCCAUAAUAGAGUCUGUAUUAAUGCAAACUGACAAAGCUUGUAGAACAAUUUUGAGAUAAAAUGGGAGAUAUCAUUGAAAAUAUGUGAUAAAAUUGAAGAAAUAUAUAGAAAGAAAUGUUAAAAUUGAAUAUUUUGAUGGAAAUUGACACUUGUCAAAUAGUAUGCAUUGAAAACCUUUACAAAUUGAAAGAGUAAGUAGAAAUUUUUU